Molecule: messenger RNA, 513 nt
Organism: Acanthosepion pharaonis
Lineage: Eukaryota; Metazoa; Mollusca; Cephalopoda; Sepiida; Sepiidae
Source: the annotation of a GenBank genome assembly
AUGAAUGCUAAUCUUAGAAACAGUCAAUAUUUACAAAGUAGCAAUGGUGGACACUUAGAUAUUAACUAUUUCUUUCUUUCUGUUUUACUUUACUUUCCUUUUCUUUUCCUUUGUUCAAAUCUUUAUUUCUUUAUUUUUCUUUCUUUCUUCGCUGGUUUCUCUUUCCUUUCCUUUUUCUUUGUUAGUCUAUUUAUUUCUUUUCUUCUUUCCUUCUUUUUCCUUUUCUUUGUUCGUUUCUUUCUUUCUUUCUUUUGCUUUUUCUUUCUUGGUCUCUUUGUUGGUUUAUUUCUUUUUUUGCUGAUUUCUUUCUUUCCUUUCCUUUCUUAUUUUUUUGUUCAUUUGUUGGUUGGUUUCUUUCUUUCUUUUUUCUCUUUCUUUCUUUUUUCUUUCUUUCUUUUUUCUUUCUUUCUUUCCGUUUUCUUUGUACGUGUCUUUCUUUGUCCCUUUCUUUGUCGCUUUCUUUCUUUCUUCGUUUCUUUUUCGUUUUUUUUUCUUUCCUUUCCUUUUCUUUGA